AAUGGAAGAUCUCCUUGAUAUAAAUGUGGAAAGAAACUUUCAUGAUAUCACUUACAUCAUAAAUAUUAAUGCUAAUAAUGAAAUGUUGACAAUAGAUGUAGAAUCAAAAUAAUCAGGUGAUUCUUGGAUUGCAAAUUUUCAAGCAUCCUAUAUUGAGGAAAUAACAUCAAAAACAGGGAAUUAUAAGAAAUAUCCAACAUUUAUAAAGAUGUUGUAAUCUGCAAUUAAAAAUCAAACAGAUUCUGUCUAUAUUGAUAUUCUUACAUUUUAAGAUCUGGAACAAAUAAAAAACAAAAGACCAAAAUAAAAUUAAUAAUAAUAAGGUCUAAUCCCAAAUAAUAAACGUUAUUUGAUUCUUAGUUAUAUUGUUGAAUUUGAUAAAGUUCAUUAUCCAUUACCUCUUAAUUUUAAUGAGCAGCCUAACAUUUAAUAAAUGAAAAAUACUAUAAUAAGAUUAAGAAAGGAGAAUGAAUAAUAAGCAAAAUAAUUAUCAACACUAUUAGAAUCAAAGAAAAAUGAAGUUAAUCCUUUGGAAGUGAUAAAUGAAUAAAAUAAAGAAAUUGAAUUUUUUAAAAAUCUAUUAGAAUAAAAAGAUAGAGAUAUUUUAGAACUCAAAAACAUAGUACAUUAAUAAUCUACAACAACAGUGAAUAAAUAGGAAUAUAUUGAAUUGAGAUCAAAAUAUUUGUAAAGUGAAAAUACCAAUUAAGAAAUAACUAAAAAAGUGAUUGAAUUAGAAGAUUGUCUUUAAUAAAUAGUAGAUGAAAAUCAUUAAUUAAAAAAUUAAGAUAAAAAAAAUAAAUAAAGGAUUUCAUCUUUAGAAUAGGAAUUAUAAUAAACUUUAACAAGAUCUAAAACAAAAUUAUAAUCUAAUAUUUCAAGAUCUCCUUCAACUUCUAAAUCUUCUAAUUAAUUCAAGGUUUCUAGUAGUAUUAAUAAAGUAUUAUCUAAAAAGAAAAGUGUUGAGAAAACAACUCCAAUUAGAGUAUAAUUAAUUUUUUAUAUAUUUAGAUUAGAAAAGAGAGUUUCGAUAGUGAUACAGAAUCCUCUUUUAGACGUAAAUCAAAUUCAAAAAGAAUUGAUCAAAGUCCAUCUGCAAGAUCAAACUCUUCUCGUAAAACAUCUUAAAAAUUAAAAUCAUCAAAUUCUAAUUUAUUCAAAAAAUAAAAAGUUAAUAUAACUAAUGAAUCAAAAAAGUUAGAAGAUCCAGAAGAAUAAAGACUUUUAAAAAGAUUAAAGGAUUUAAGAGAAAGAAAUAAAGAAAAUACAAUUAUAACUACUCCUUCUAGUAAAAUGGAAUAAAGUUGUGAAGAUUUGCAUAGUAUUGAUGAAAGAUUAAACAAAUUAAAUAAUCUAUUGCAAAGAGCAAAAAAUUAAUGA
Molecule: messenger RNA, 1380 nt
Organism: Paramecium pentaurelia
Lineage: Eukaryota; Ciliophora; Oligohymenophorea; Peniculida; Parameciidae
Source: the annotation of a GenBank genome assembly